GAUCGAGUCAUCCCGUCUCAGUGUAGACUGUAGUACCUACACCACACCAGGCAACCCUUCAACAACAAGCUACACCUGGACCUAUGGUGGUUCUACUGUCAGUACUGGGGCUGUACUUGAUAGAAGCAGAAUCAGCAGGAGUCAGGGAGGAAACUACACCUGUACUGCCAGCAACACGCUGACACCAAGUGGGGGAUCUCAACAACAGGGGACGGCAGCAGCACAGGUCAAUGUGAACGUUCAAUAUCAGGCCAGUAUAAGUAUGUUCACUGCCAACUCACUCAGCGGCACAUUGACAGUGAACGAGUCUGAUCCGGUGACCUUGAGAUGCCACAUUGAUAGUAACCCAAGGUCAAUCAUCAGAUUACUGAAUGGAACUGAUGAGUUGACAAGGGCAGAUAACUCCAUGACAGCAGAAUAUAGACUGGAGUCAGCAGACUGUAGACAAAGAGGGAACUACUCCUGUACUGCCACUAACAACAUCGGGGCACCUGUCAGCCAGAGGGUGGAGUUGCUGGUCAAAUUUUCCCCUCGACUUGAUGAAUCAGUUCCCCAGCAACUCAAGUACGCCUCUAGACCGGGUGGUAACGUGAACGUGUCUGUGUCAGUCCUGGCCUUUCCCCUUCCUACAUUCACCUGGAGUAGAACCAACAGCACCAGCCAGGACCUCACUGGUUCCUCCAGCCCUGUCUCAGACAUCUCAGCCACUGCCAGACUACACCUUACUAACCUACAACAGCAGGACUUCAGGGACUACAGUCUGACAGUGGACAAUCGUGUAGGCCGGUCGGUGGCAUAUACUGUCAGUCUAAAGGUCGAAGGGCCUCCGGGGACACCUACACAGUUCAAAUCUCUUGAAAAUGUAACAACGUCUUCGGUGUGGUUGUCAUGGCAACCUGGGUUCAAUGGUGGACAUCCCCAGUCUUUCAUGCUUGAAUAUCUUCAGUUUGUUACAAGAACGUGGACCGCGUACAACACGUAUGAUGACACUGGCAAGGUGAAAGUGGUGGAAGUGACGGGCCUAACGUCCGGAGAUAUUCACCUUUUCCGCCUGCAUAGUAGAAAUGCCUUGUCUAACAGUUCAUCUUUCGUCAUUGUGGAAACUGUGACUGCUGGGGAUCCUACAGACCAUCAGCAACUCGAUGCUACUUGUACAGAAGACAUCGUUGGAUCAACUGUAGGAACUCUGCUUCUUGCCUCGUUCAUUGGAGGAAUUGUUGUGAUGGUCCUCUACAGAAAGGGUUUGAUCAGGUUCGGACAUGCCAUGAAAGGAACUGCAUCACAAAAAAGCACCAGUCGAGCUGAAGUUACAGAAAUGGACAACAUUGGCUAUUCUUCCUUGGAUGCAGUCAACACUCCGGCUCAGUACACAAGUUUGGAGGAAAAGGCACAAGAUAAACAAAAUUACUCACAGCUGAAGAUUUAUGAGAACACGAAAGAAGAUGCUCCAGCAGAUACGAGUACCUAUGAAGGCAUGGCAGAGACUCCCCCUGUGACCUAUGAAUCCAUCAACGCAUCUCCGGACCAGGACAGUGGCGGUCAACCUCGUGAUGCUGACUAUGGAAAUAUGUGAAGAGGCAACAAUCCAUGCUGUGGCAUCAUCUUUGCAGUAAAGGAUCAUGGAACACUUGAUGUGGUGCUUUGCUUGGAUAUAUACACUCAAUCAUACUUGUUAACUUUAUCCAGGACAGGGAAACCAUUCACAUUUGUGUAGCUGUUGGUUCACCCACGUAAGAGAGGGAUACUCAAAGCAUGUUGGCAUUUGAUCAUGUCUGUUUACAUGUAGCAUUCCUCUUUCAUUGUGAAAUUCAGAUUACGUGAAAAGUACAUGUUUACAUGAUAAUGUAAUACAAGUCUUACUUUAUAGAUUAGAUUGAUAUAAAAAUAGCUCAAUAAAACUAUAAACUGAUUAUAGACGACGGAGUCCACAUAAAUAUACACCUGAAGUUUUUCGCUUUGCUUUAUGCUGAUGAUACAGUGUUAUCAGCUUCUACUAAUGAUGAUCUGCAGUAAGAUCAAGUUAGAUGUAUUUAGUGAAUACUGUAAUCAUUGGAAACAUGUCCGCCAUGACAUAACACAAUAGGCCAUUUUAAACUCCAGAUUAUGCUAUGAGAUUAUGCUAUAGCAUUGAGUGAAUUAAGUUAUGUUCUGUUGUUGA
This is a messenger RNA of Haliotis rufescens (red abalone), 2158 nucleotides long. Its product is annotated as nephrin-like. Gene Ontology annotation, molecular function: protein binding. The coding region runs from base 263 to 1573 and encodes 436 amino acids. The transcript has 11 exons. The record is from RefSeq and is a predicted model, not a curated record. NCBI's taxonomy places the organism in Eukaryota, Metazoa, Mollusca, Gastropoda, Lepetellida, Haliotidae.